Lodderomyces margitis is the source of this 1467-nucleotide messenger RNA. It is a transcript of the gene ATF1, whose product is annotated as Atf1p. Gene Ontology annotation, molecular function: N-acetyltransferase activity. The coding region runs from base 1 to 1467 and encodes 488 amino acids. The record is from RefSeq and is a predicted model, not a curated record. NCBI's taxonomy places the organism in Eukaryota, Fungi, Ascomycota, Pichiomycetes, Serinales, Debaryomycetaceae. The transcript has a single exon.
AUGACUCAGAGUAGCUCACAGAAUAUAUCAUUAUCACGACCGUUGAGUGUUUCGGAGAAUUUUUUUAGGUCAAGAACUGCUAGUGGUAACUAUCGUAACUUUCAAGUUACUGCAACUUACCGGCCGGGCUUGAAAAACAACCUCAAGCUUGUGUAUUAUGCAUUGAGGAAAACGGUGCUUGACUACCACAUAUUGAUAACAAAUGUACAAUUCAGCACUUCAAUUGAUAGCUACGUUUACCAGCCGUUAAGCAAAGUUGAUUUUUCAAGCGUCUUUGAAUUGGUAAAAAACAAGGAGUAUAUCACCGACAAUGAAAAGUUUAUGAAGUUUGUGAAUCAAAUAACCUUCAAGUUGUAUUGUGAGAGCCCGUUGUUUAAGUUGAUUUUGGUGGGAGAUGACCAACUUUGUGCUGUUCUAGAACAUACCAUCGCAGACGGAUUAGUCGCCAGAUAUAUACACGAAAUUCUACUUGAGAACCUUGCAUAUUGCGAUAAUGCCUCCAAUUGGGACACUUUACAGCGCGAGUACGGUUUCGAAAUUGUGGGAAGCCCUUUGGACUCUGAGCUUUUCAAUUUCGAACGUGACCAAAAAUACAUCAAGAACCCCUUGCCGCCGCCAAUUGACCUUUUCCUCUCUAUGGACAAAGAUUACACAGGAGGAGAUCCAGGGUUUUCAGAAAGAGUCAUACCUCCAGACACAGAGGGAAAGUGGCUAGGUCGAUUUCCCGCAACUGAUACUCACGAAAUUGCUUUCAAGCUAAUCAACUUCACAGCAAAUGAGACCAAGAAAAUACUCGGAAAAUGCAAAGUAGAAAAAGUUUCGGUCACAUCCUACAUUGAGGUCAUUAUGGCACUUACCCUACAGCCUGUCAUUAAGGACAAGUAUGCUUCAUAUAAAUGUGCUAUGGCUUUGAGAAGACACAUGGAUGCAAAAAAUGCACCCAAAGAAUAUGUCUCAAUGUUAAGCCGUUCUGGAUAUAAAAUCUUGGGAACUCUGGCCCAUAUGGGAUUUGGAAUGAACCUUCCCCCUAUCAAGGGGUUCUCGUGGGAUCUUGUUCGUCACAUCAAUAAUCAUAUUGUUGAAGGGUGCAAGAAUAAGAGGGCUUUAAAUCAGUUAAAGGGGUUCAAGCAAGUUGCCGAUUUGAAUGACGAAACCAAUGAGGUUUUUUUCAAGAAGCAGUUGAACAAGCCCAAAGCCGACGCAGUGAAGAUUUCUAAUCUAGGAUUUGUGCAUCCGACCGAGUACCACGCUAAACUGGGCCAGAUUUGGCUGAUAACCAACAUGGUAUUCGCACAAGAUAUGGCCCCAUAUGCAUCAGAAUUCAUGUUGAAUGUAAUCUCGACGGCCGAGGGGGGCUUGAACUUGACAUUAAGUUACUACGACUAUUCGUUUGAAGACUGCGAGUGGGAAAAUUUCGAUCACUUGAUAGAAAACCUUCGAAGUAAUAUGAUCGAGUACUCCUUAUAG